AUGGCUCUCUUAGUCGACAAGCACCGUCCGAGAUCCCUCGACACGCUCUCAUAUCACCAUGAGCUCUCCGCCCGAUUAAGGUCUUUGGCCCAAAGUGGCGACUUCCCUCACCUUCUCAUGUACGGCCCAUCCGGCGCUGGCAAGAAAACCCGCACGAUAGCUACCCUUAAAGAACUCUACGGCCCGGGCGUCGAAAAGAUCAAAAUCGACAACCGAGUAUUCCAAACAACAAGCAACCGCAAGCUGGAAUUUAAUAUCGUCUCUUCUGUCUACCAUCUUGAAAUAACGCCCUCCGAUGUCGGCACCUAUGAUCGCGUUGUUGUCCAGGAACUGCUCAAAGAAAUUGCGCAGACGCAACAAGUCGAUCUGUCCGCGAAACAGCGGUUCAAGGUCGUGGUCAUCAACGAGGCGGACCAUCUAACACGAGAUGCGCAAGCGGCCCUUCGACGGACAAUGGAGAAGUACAGUCCCAAUAUGCGACUGAUCCUCCUGGCAAAUAGCACGUCUAACAUCAUUGCUCCGAUCCGCUCGAGAACUCUGUUGGUCAGAGUUGCGGCACCGAGUGAAGAAGAUAUCUGUACCAUUUUGAGCACAUCGGCGAAGAGGGAAGGUUGGAAUGAGGCCCCGGAGCUUAAUAAACGGAUAGCGAAGGAGAGUGGGCGAAAUCUCCGUCGUGCGCUGCUUAUGUUCGAGGCUAUUUAUGCUCAGAGUGAGAAAGUAUCGGAUGAUACACCCAUUCCACCACCUGACUGGGAAGCUCUUAUCUCGGUGAUCGCGGAAGAGAUUCUUGCGGAGAGGUCACCGGCUAGACUGUUACAAGUCCGUGCCAGGUUAUAUGAUCUGUUAACCCACUGUAUACCGGCUACGACGAUCCUCAAGACACUGACAUUCAAAUUGAUCGCCAAGAUUGACGACACCCUGAAACCUGAAGUAAUCAAGUGGUCUGCUUUUUACGAGCACAGAAUCACUCAGGGUAGUAAAGUAAUAUUUCAUCUCGAGGCUUUUGUUGCCAAGUUCAUGCGUAUAUAUGAAAGUUACCUUAUGGGCAUGGACUUUUAA
Aspergillus nidulans FGSC A4 is the source of this 1059-nucleotide messenger RNA. Its product is annotated as replication factor C subunit 5. NCBI's taxonomy places the organism in Eukaryota, Fungi, Ascomycota, Eurotiomycetes, Eurotiales, Aspergillaceae. Gene Ontology annotation, cellular component: DNA replication factor C complex; Rad17 RFC-like complex; Elg1 RFC-like complex. The coding region runs from base 1 to 1059 and encodes 352 amino acids. Gene Ontology annotation, molecular function: DNA binding; DNA clamp loader activity; ATP-dependent activity, acting on DNA. Gene Ontology annotation, biological process: DNA-templated DNA replication; DNA strand elongation involved in DNA replication; DNA replication. The transcript has 6 exons. The record is from RefSeq and is a predicted model, not a curated record.